GUUGAAGCAACACAUGCUUAUGGUGGACCAGCAGCAGUACAACGAUUUGCUAGUGAAGUUGCCCGUGUACUUCGUCCAAAUGGAUAUUUUCUUUGGUGUGACUUAUGUCACAUAGACGGAUCAAAGACAUCAAUUGAUUAUUUAACAGCAAAUGGUAAACUGAUUGUUGAAGAAAAGAUCAAUAUUACAAAGAAUAUUCUCCAUGCACUUGACAUUCAAAGUAACACUCGUGCCGAAUUUAUUGAACGUUAUGUUCGACCAAGAGAACAAGAAUAUUUUCGUUUGUUUGCUGGAUUACCUGGUACUCAGAUGUACAAUGGCAUGUACGAAGGAAGUAUACAGUAUUGGCGAGCUGUAUUUCGAAAGAAAACAACAACUAUACCUAUCAUUUAA
Messenger RNA from Adineta steineri, 393 nucleotides. Lineage: Eukaryota; Metazoa; Rotifera; Eurotatoria; Adinetida; Adinetidae. The record is from the annotation of a GenBank genome assembly.